Messenger RNA from Didymodactylos carnosus, 939 nucleotides. NCBI's taxonomy places the organism in Eukaryota, Metazoa, Rotifera, Eurotatoria, Philodinida, Philodinidae. The record is from the annotation of a GenBank genome assembly.
AUGACCGGCACCGGCCGGUCACCGGUGGCCGGCGAACAUGUACAGAUCGGACCGGCCAGUUUUCAAAAAUUUGACUGGUAAGCGACCGGUGUUUUUUGCUUUCUGUUCGAUAUAAAUAUGCUUUUUUCUGUCAUAUUUUCUAGUUAUAAGCCACUUCGGCCGGUUCCGGUCCAGCAGUCUUACUAGAACCGGUUCAACCGACCGGUUGAUAAGUCUCGACCGGGCCAAGAACGGGCACCCGGUCCGGUUACAUCUCUGGCCCAAAAUGUCCUCUACAAAAUAAGAUCUAAACAAAGACUUCAUUUUGCUUGGUUUGCUUGAUUCACGGGCCUCGGAUGUCUUUCUAGAAGCAUUGAGACUCCCCUAUUCUUCGGUCUGGGGCUUUCUGAAAUGCAUGAAAACAUAGACUAUCGACCACGCUGCAUCUCAUGGCAGUGUUAGUUUUCAGAACAAAAUGCAAGAACCGAGUGAAAUUUGUACUGGGUGAAAUAAGACUAAAAUUUAAAUGAGCAAUAAAAUAAUACGAAUGAGCAAUAAAAUGAUAUAGAUGAGCAAUAGUCAAGUUUAGCGGUAAAGAAAUUCAAUGAGCAAUAAUUAUACUGACUGAGCAGUAAUUAUACUGAUUGAGCAAUAAUUAUACUAAACGGACAAUAAUAAUACUGAAUGAGCAAUAAAAUAAAAUAAGUGGGCAAUAAUUAAACUAACUAAACAAUAAUUUGUUCUGCUUUUAUCUGGGUUUUUUCCCAGAUAAAAGCAGAUUUACAUUUGUUCACUAUAUAUAUAUUGUGGCUAUCAAAAAAAAGUAUAUGUUCUAUCAGUGAAAUCGAUUUACCUAUUAACAAGUACACAAUUUAUAUAAAAAUGGCCCAAUCACAACGUGUAGUACAAUAUAUUUCUGAUGAUGAAAGCGAAAACAACAAUGAUAUGGAACUGGAGUCU